GAGCGUACCUUCUCAGAUGCACAGGAAACAGCAAUAGUCAACAUGGUUAUGGCAAAUAACGCAUUAACCAUAAGACAAAUAAGGAAUACAAUAAUCAAUGACCAAGUCACAUUCCCCAACAUUCUCACAGUUGGCCAGGCUACAGUGGACCGUGUUCUGAGGCGGAACGCACUAAGAAUGAAGCAGAUAUACAGAGUGCCGUUCAACAGAAACUCUGACAGAGUCAAAGAUUUGCGCCAUGACUAUGUGCAAAGAGUUCUUGAGCUAGAGGCAGCUGAGGAGUCGAAUACAUUUAUUUAUAUUGAUGAGGCUGGUUUCAACCUCUCCAAAACAAGGCGCAGGGGCAGAAACAUCAUUGGACAACGCGCCAUUAUCAAUGUCCCUGGCCAGCGGGGAGGGAAUAUCACUCUGUGUGCUGCCAUAAACCACAACGGCAUCCUCCAUCACCACUCAAUCAUUGGCCCCUACAACACUGCCCGUCUCCUCAUAUUCCUGGACACACUCCACAACACACUUAUUCCACCCGACCAAAUAGUCCAUGCAGAGCAGCCCAGGUAUGUUGUUAUCUGGGACAAUGUAAGUUUCCACCGGGCUGCUCUGAUCCACAAUUGGUUCACCCACGGUUUUUGGUGCUUCCCCUCCCACCAUACUCUCCAUUUCUAA
Osmerus eperlanus (European smelt) is the source of this 663-nucleotide messenger RNA. RefSeq lists its product as uncharacterized. The record is from RefSeq and is a predicted model, not a curated record. NCBI's taxonomy places the organism in Eukaryota, Metazoa, Chordata, Actinopteri, Osmeriformes, Osmeridae. The transcript is spliced from 2 exons. Gene Ontology annotation, molecular function: nucleic acid binding. Bases 43 to 663 code for a protein of 206 amino acids.